Molecule: messenger RNA, 2893 nt
Organism: Petromyzon marinus (sea lamprey)
Lineage: Eukaryota; Metazoa; Chordata; Hyperoartia; Petromyzontiformes; Petromyzontidae
Product: growth factor receptor-bound protein 2
Molecular function (GO): protein binding
Source: RefSeq, a predicted model, not a curated record
GUGGGCGUCGAGGUGCCACGCCCUGGCUCGCCAGGAAAAAAGCGGUACAGCAAAGUGUGGACCCCACCUGUUUCCAUCUGCAGGAGAGCGCUGCUACCCACAGCACAUCAAGCAUGGGUUUUCCCAGGGUACUAGGGCUUCCUCCCACGUGUAAACACUCAAUUGGCCGAAAAUAUCUUCAUAUAAAAAGGGUCGCAGAGCUUGUGGCAAGGGAGGUAUAAAUUGCCAGUUCACCGCCUGGCUGCUGCCUUCCCGCUCGUUCCUCCUCCUGGCGCCUCUCCUUGAGGGCUGUGCAGCGGCGGUGCCGAGUUGCAGACUCAACCCCGUGGCCCCGAGCCCGAUUCAGAUGUCAUCUGAGGCCAGCGUAGCACGGUUUGGUACGGCAAAUAGCAAGUGGAAAACAACAUAUACCGUAAUGGUCCCGCGCUGGCUCGGCUCGGAUGUGCCAGUGGGAAAGGGGACGAGACCCCCGACCCGCUGAGACUCCAUUAACGUUCCGACCUUUUAAGUUACCCAACACCCGCGAUGCCCCUUAAUCCCCUGAAAACCCCCUGCGAGACCCCUCCAACUCGCGUGAGACCCUGUGAGCCGCUGCGAGUUCCGUCACACUUCAGAUCGUCCCCGUGAACCCCUGAGACGUCGUGCACCCACGUGAGUCCCCGUGAGCGGAAUACCCCUGCCACGUUGUGAGGUAAACCCUCUGCUCUGGCAACGCGUCACUUCUACCCCCCGUGAUCUCGUGAGACUUGGCCUGCGGUUCGUGACUCCGGAACGCGCGCGGAAACUCUCGCGAGACUUUGGUCGACGCGCGCCUCACGCGGAAGUGGCGGAAGCCUCAGCUCGGACCUUAGAGGGACCAGGACCAGCGGGGCCUGCGGUGAGAAAGGAUAAGCGGGGACCACCAGGGUCCAACGGGGACCAGAAGGGGCCAGCGGGGCCGCGGAGACGGGGACCACAGCGACAGGGACCAGUGGAGCCACGCGGUGACGGAAAUCAACGGUGUCCGCGGCGAGGAGGGACCAAUAGGGACCAGGAGGGAGCCGGAAGGGUCGGGACCGCUGCCAAGAGGAGGAGGAAGAAGCCGAAGCAGGCGGAACCAACCGGGACCAGGAGGAACCAGGCCCAGUACAAGGAGAGCGAGUCUGGUGAGGCCGAGCGGGGCCUCGCCUCGGGGACAUGGAAGCCGUGGCCAAAUACGACUUCAACGCCACAGCCGAGGACGAGCUGAGCUUCAAGCGGGGCGACGUGCUCAAGGUCCUGAACGAAGACUGCGACCAGAACUGGUACAAGGCAGAGCUGAACGGACGCGAUGGAUUCAUACCCAAGAACUACAUCGACAUGAAGCCCCACCCAUGGUUUACUGGGAAAAUCCCGCGCGUCAAGGCAGAGGAGAUGCUCAAUCGGCAGAAGUUUGAUGGCGCGUUUCUGGUGCGGGAGAGUGAGAGUGCUCCAGGGGACUUCUCCCUCUCAGUGAAGUUUGGGAACGACGUGCAGCACUUUAAGGUGCUGCGGGACGGUGCAGGGAAAUACUUCCUUUGGGUCGUCAAGUUCAACUCCCUGAACGAGCUGGUGGAGUAUCACCGCAGCACGUCCGUGUCGAGGACGCAGCAGAUUUUCCUGCGGGACAUGGAGCAGCUACCACAGGCGGCGACGCGCGUGCAGGCCCUAUUUGACUUUGAGCCACAGGAGGACGGGGAGCUUGGGUUCCGUCGGGGAGACUUCAUCACGGUGGUGGACAGCUCCGAUCCCAACUGGUGGAAGGGCUCGUGUCAUGGCCGAGCGGGGAUGUUCCCCCGUAAUUACGUUACUCUCGCAAAGUAACUGGCGCGGCACACUGGCAGGUCCGGCCCUGGCCCUCCCCGGACCCACGUGUACUCUCUCCUCGCGGAGCAGAGACUCGAGCAACACUUCCCCUCUGCGCCCUGACUCUUCCGGUCUCGGUUCCGUCGCGCCUGUUUUAAUUGUUUAUUGUUUCCGACAUGUUUUCUAAUUAAAUGACAAUUGAGUGCUCAGUAUUUAACGUGAUAUUUUGUAGAGACAACAGAAUGGCUGUCGGUGCCCGGGAGUUGCCAGGUGGUGUUGUGUGCCCACGAUAAGUUUGCCUAAUGUGCCCGGGGUUCUGUGGGAACUGUUGUGGAAUGGCGUGCCUGUGCAUGCAUUGGCUCGCCCGGCGCUGCCGUUGCCCGGCGCGGUCCAGUUUGUCACCGUUGGGAACACAGAGCCCUCACUCCGUGCUCCCACUGCCUGCGAGAGCGAUUCCCAACGCUUCGUUAACACACUCGGUUUAGAUGCAGAGGCGGCCCACGACAUGGGGGUCGCAUCAUUGGCGAGGCCUCGGGUUGGGGUGAGAGGGCGUCGCCACGAUCGGGGGCGAUCCUGGCGUGGGUGGCGCGCGGCCCGGGUCUUCGCGUGUCUGGCUUCGUUCAGGCCUAAUGCUGCGUUGGCAUCGUUUGGUUUGUUGUAGCAGGUGUGACAAUUCUUCUGUGAUUUUUUUAUAACAAUAACGACAAUAAUAACAUUCCGCCCUCUGUUUUGCUUUCUGUCAUGUCUGUACUAUUAUGCUGAUGUUCAUGCAUUGUUACUCCUAGAGAAUCCAAUCAGGUAAAAUUCUAGAUAAAUGUUGCAUAAGUUGAAGUCCUGAUGGUGGUGAUAACCAUGCCCUGUGGUGCCUGAUGCAACGCGUGUUUCUGCACGUGUAUUACAACAUGCAGUGGGCAAUAUGCCCAUGCCCAUGCCCAUUGGUUUUGCAAAUCCUGGUUUCCAGCGAGUUCCGCCAAAUAGUUUUAUCAGCUGGGACGGUACCACAUUCAAAAUGUCUCAGAACAGCCAAUCUGGUUGAAAAUCGGCCGAUCUUUCAUCAGCCUGACUUGGUAAUAAAGCACAGGGGCCUCCA